GCACCUUGCUCCGCUUCUUCCCCAAGGCCCCCGCGGCCUCCGCCGCCGCCCCGGCCCCGGCCCCGGCGCCGUCCGUGGCCGACACACGCCGCCGGGCCUCGGGCGAGCAGAACGGGCGCGAUGCGGCCGCGAGCUGCGCUGGCGCGGCAGGCAGACCCGCGACGCGGCGCAAGGAGGCGGCGGAGAAAGGCGGAGGGGACGGAGCGGCCGCCCAGGCCCCCGGUGUGUCCUGUGAUUUUUCACCUGGUGACUUAGUUUGGGCCAAGAUGGAAGGUUACCCUUGGUGGCCAUGUCUCGUAUACAACCACCCAACUGAAGGAACAAUAGUCAGAGGAAAAGGGAAAUCUGCUCGUAUCCAUGUACAGUUUUUUGAUGACAGUCCCACAAGGGGCUGGGUCAGUAUUAAAUACAUGAAGCCAUAUAAAGGUUCAUCAGGUAGGGAGGCACUGAAGGGAGGUAUGUUUUAUAGUACAAAGCCUGAAAUUAGAAGAGCAAUGAUGCUAGCGGAUGAUGCAAUGAGUAAAGGUAAAACUAAGCGGCUUGAGCUGGCAGUUUGCAAUGAACCUUCAGACACUGAGGAGGAGGAGGAGGAGGAGGAAGAAAUGGAGGAGAUGAGUGAAAGUGCAUCAGGCAACAGUGAUGAUUGCAAUAGCGAGGAGGAUGUGAAGACCAAUAAACGAGUAGUGAAUACUGGGAGAAGCGCUGUAAAAGCCAAAAGAAGAAGAGUUUUGGAUUCUGACAGUGAUCAGGAUGGUUCUGAUGUAGAGUUCAAGCCUGAUGUGAAAGAAACAACAAGCAGUGAGGAAGCUAGUAGUGGGGUGGAUGAAAAUGAAUCUACUGACACAGAGAUGGACACAGAGAGCAUUGCAGAAAGUCCCAUUAAAGUCCCUUCUAAGCGAAAGAGAAAAGAUGCAAGCAAGCCUGCUAAAAGGAAUAGCUUAGGAAACGGAUGUUCUGAAACACCCAAAAGAGCAGCAGUAGUUUCUUUAGAAGCUAAAUCUAAGCUAACAUCUUUCGCAGCACCUGAAAGUUUUGAAUCAAAUGCUUGCAGUGGAGGAACUGGUGGCUUUGCAGUAUGGGAACAUGAAAAGCUUGACUGGCUGCAGGAAGGGAAAAGGAAAGAUGCACGCAGGAGAAGACAAGGUGAUCCUGAUUACGAUCCGUGUACUCUUUAUGUACCUGAGGACUAUCUUAACAAGUGUACACCAGGAAUGCGGAGGUGGUGGCAGCUGAAAAGUCAAAACUUUGAUGCUGUGAUUUUUUACAAAGUUGGAAAAUUCUAUGAGUUGUAUCAUAUGGAUGCAGUCACUGCUGUGAAUGAAUUGGGCCUGAUAUUCAUGAAAGGCACUUGGGCCCAUUCAGGUUUUCCAGAAACUGCGUUUGGCAGAUUUUCAGAUGUUCUAGUACAGAAGGGCUACAAGGUAGCCCGCGUUGAGCAAACAGAAACCCCUGAAAUGAUGGAAGCACGCUGUAAAUCAAUGGCUCACCCAACAAAAUUUGACAAGGUUGUACGCCGAGAAAUAUGUAGAAUUAUUACUAAAGGGACUCAGACUUACAGUGUUCUGGAUUGUGAUCCAUCUGAGAACCAUAACAAAUACCUUCUGUGCAUUAAAGAAAAAGAAGACUCCUCUGGACAUCGUGUAUAUGGGGUUUGUUUUGUUGACACGUCAGUAGGGAAGUUUUACAUAGGCCAGUUCUCAGAUGACCGGCACUGUUCGAGGUUUAGAACUUUAGUAGCACAUUACACUCCUGUGCAGGUACUGUUUGAGAAAGGCAACCUUUCUGUGGACACACAGAAGAUACUGAAAGGCUCGCUUGUUUCUUGCAUUCAGGAAGGGUUGAUCUCUGGUUCACAGUUCUGGAAUGCAUCUAAAACACUAAAAGUUCUUCUUGAGGAAGAAUAUUUCAAGGAGAAACAGAACUCUGAUAAUGGAUGUUCUCUGCCCUCUGUAAUCAAAUUUAUGACUUCAGAGAGUGAUUCACUGGGAUUAACUCCUGGUGAGAAUAGUGAAUUAGCUCUGUCAGCUCUUGGGGGAUGUAUCUUCUAUCUCAAAAGAUGUUUGAUUGAUCAGGAGCUGUUAUCAUUGGGAAACUUUGAGGAGUAUGUGCCUGUGGAUAUUGAUAUUGCAAAAACUACAAGUUGGAGUAGUUUCUUUGCCAAAACUGACCAACGGAUGGUGCUGGAUGGAGUCACCCUAAUGAACUUGGAAGUCCUGCAGAAUGGAACUAAUGGAACCACAGAAGGUACUUUGUUGGAAAGGAUUGACUCAUGUUGCACACCAUUUGGAAAGCGGCUCCUGAAACAGUGGCUCUGUGCUCCUCUCUGUAAUCCUAAAUCCAUCAAUGAUCGUUUAGAUGCUGUUGAAGACCUUUUGGCAGUGCCUGAUAAAGUGUCUGAAGUCAGUGAGCACCUGAAGAAACUUCCUGACCUCGAAAGACUACUCAGCAAAAUUCACGGUAUUGGAUCACCACUUAAAAGUCAGAACCAUCCUGACAGCAGGGCCAUCUUUUAUGAAGAAGUCAAGUACAGCAAAAAAAAGAUUGCUGAUUUUUUGUCUACGUUGGAGGGGUUUAAAGUAAUGAAUGAAAUUGUAGAUACCAUGGAAGAAGUUGCCAGUGACUUCAAAUCUAGAGUACUCAAGCAGCUAGUCACCCACAAAGCCAGAAAUCCGGAGGGCCGUUUUCCAGACUUAAAUGCAGAACUUAAGAGGUGGGAUACUGCUUUUGAUCAUAACCAGGCUCGAAAGACAGGAGUGAUUACUCCAAAGACAGGCUUUGACCCCGAAUAUGAUAAAGCACUACAGGAUAUUAAAGCUGUAGAGGAAGAUCUUCAUGAGUAUCUAGAUAAACAACGCAAACUGCUUGGAUUCAAAUCCAUGAUGUACUGGGGGGCAGGCAAAAAUCGAUACCAAAUAGAAAUACCAGAAAGUGCGAUAUCACGUAAUUUGCCUGAGGAAUAUGAGUUGAAGUCAACCAGGAAGGGAUAUAAACGUUACUGGACGAAGGAGAUUGAGAAGAUGCUGGCUGCCAUGGUUAAUGCUGAAGAAAGGAGAGAUGCAGCACUAAAAGACUGUAUGAGGCGUUUGUUUUACAACUUUGAUAAAAAUAACAAAGACUGGCAGACAGCAGUAGAAUGCAUUGCUGUGUUAGAUGUCCUGAUGUCCCUUGCUAGCUACAGUCAAGAUGGUGAUGGACCACUGUGCCGACCUAUAAUUUUGCUGCCCAUGGAUAGUACUCCUCCAUUCCUGGAACUUAAAAAUUCACGCCAUCCAUGUAUUACAAGAACUUUUUUUGGAGAUGAUUUUAUUCCUAAUGACAUCAUGAUAGGCUGCAAAGAUGAAGAUAGUAGUCGUGAAGCUUCCUGUGUGUUAGUAACUGGCCCAAAUAUGGGUGGCAAAUCUACACUUAUGCGACAGGCUGGUCUCUUGGCUAUAAUGGCUCAGUUGGGAUGUUAUGUACCUGCUGAAGUCUGCAGGCUUACACCUAUUGACAGAGUAUUUACAAGACUGGGUGCCUCAGACAGAAUUAUGUCAGGUGAAAGUACCUUCUUUGUUGAGUUGAGCGAGACUUCCAGCAUACUCCAGCAUGCAACAGAACAUUCCCUUGUUCUUGUGGAUGAACUAGGUAGAGGCACAGCUACUUUUGAUGGAACAGCUAUCGCGAGUGCAGUUGUUAAAGAACUUGCAGAGAAAAUCAAGUGUCGAACUUUGUUUUCCACACAUUACCAUUCACUAGUAGAGGAUUAUUCACACAGUGCUGCUGUGCGCCUUGGUCACAUGGCAUGUAUGGUUGAAAAUGAGAGUGAAGAUCCAAGCCAGGAAACUAUUACAUUCCUGUACAAAUUCGUCGAAGGAGUAUGUCCAAAAAGCUAUGGCUUCAAUGCAGCAAAACUUGCUAAUAUUCCAGAUGAGGUUGUUCAGAAGGGGCACAGAAAAGCAAAAGAGUUUGAAAAAAUGACAAUUUCACUGAGAAUAUUUAGGUAUCUCUGCUUGGUGGUAGAUGAUGCAACGAGUGAUGAUAAUGCUGUUCAGAAACUUACCACUAUGAUCAGUCAUCUUUAAAAACAAUGCUGUUAUUUGUAGUGGCGGUUUCUCAAAAAGGUGGUAUGAGACAACAUUAUGAUCUAAUAAACUUUAUUUUUUAAAAAUGA
Rhea pennata is the source of this 4150-nucleotide messenger RNA. It is a transcript of the gene MSH6, whose product is annotated as mutS homolog 6. The transcript is spliced from 10 exons. The coding region runs from base 267 to 4061 and encodes 1264 amino acids. Gene Ontology annotation, molecular function: mismatched DNA binding; ATP binding; ATP-dependent DNA damage sensor activity. Gene Ontology annotation, cellular component: nucleus; MutSalpha complex. Gene Ontology annotation, biological process: mismatch repair. The record is from RefSeq and is a predicted model, not a curated record. Lineage: Eukaryota; Metazoa; Chordata; Aves; Rheiformes; Rheidae.